Molecule: messenger RNA, 6921 nt
Organism: Sciurus carolinensis (gray squirrel)
Lineage: Eukaryota; Metazoa; Chordata; Mammalia; Rodentia; Sciuridae
Gene: Klhdc7b
Product: kelch domain containing 7B
Exons: 2
Coding region: 2364-6098 (1244 amino acids)
Molecular function (GO): protein binding
Source: RefSeq, a predicted model, not a curated record
CCUAUGCCUGAGGAUGAGUACCUUUCUUAAGGAAGGAUUUCAGCUGGAAGCCUGAUGUCAGGAACAGUUUGAACCACUCUAAUUCAAGUUCAAGGACUGAAAUUCCCUGAUCCCCUGUCACACGAACCUAGACCUCAAAUUCACGUGGGCAUGAUUUAUGUUUUAUUUACUCUUAUCCAGAGGGCAUGAUACUUUAUGGUUAUAGCUCAAAAAAAGGAUGGCUUGCCAGAGCCCUAGCUGUGUGGGCUCUGGUCCUGGUCCUGUUUGCCCUGUGAGCUCGCAGACCAUAGCCACAUCCAAGCUGCUUAUGCUGCAUCUGCAUGUGUCUCAGACAAAACAACUCGGAGGGCAGGCUUCCUUCCUGGGUUCUCAGACCUUGUCUUAUGUUGUAGCUGUGUGGAACUCUUUGAUGCUUUUAUGAACAUGUGUAUGUUUUUAAAUAGUUUCGUUCAGCCUUUAUGGUCUUCUUUAGAGUUAAUUACCACCCCUGGAAUCCCUCAAGUCUCGGUGUCUGCCUCUGUUUCUGAUUCUACCCGCCCCCCCACAGACCCCUUACCUGAUGGAAUUUUGAUUGAAAUCAUUAUUGACUCUGUAGGUGAAUUUCGGGACAAUUGAUGUCUUUAUGACGUUAAGUUCUCUGAUUCACUGGACUAGAGAUGCAGCUCAGUGGCACAGAAACGGCCUAGCGCACACGAGGCCCAGGGUUCCAGCCCACUGCUCCCACUUCCCUCAUCAAUGGUUCUCCAACUCUAGGAUUUUUGUUGAAUUUUAGGCAAGUGAUCUACAACUGAGUUACACCCCAGUCCAAUUUUUAAAAAUUAAUUUUAAACAUGCAGUGAUCUGAAUUUAGCAACUGACCUCAAGAACAAAAUUAUAGCUGGGUCUGGCGGUGCACCCCUGUAAUCCCAGUGGCUCAGGAGGCUGAGGGAGAAGGAUCUCAAGUUCAAAGCCAGCCUCAGCAACUUAGUGGGCCCCUAAGCAACUUAGCAAGACCCUGUCUCAAAAUAAAAAAUAAAAAAGGGCUGGGGAUGUAGCUUGUGGUUAAGUAUCCUGGGUUCAAUCCCCAGUAUCCACCCCUCCAGAUUAUGUAUUCUCUCUCUUGUACAAAGAGGAGACAUUUAAUAUAUUUUAUCUCUUCCUUCUUUUUUCCUUCCCAUACUUUGUUCUUAUUUAAAAAUUUUAUUUUUAUGCCCCUUUUAUUCCAAGACUCCCCAUGAAUAUUUGUGUUGAACUUCACAGUCACAUUAUGAAGAAUUAUUUAAAUAAGUUUUUCAAUACCACAUUUUAAAGUCAUAUGCAUGUUUUCUCCUUCAUUUCCAUACUGUUUAAAUUUUUUCUAUUAUAAAUCAUAUUUUAUUGUUUCUCCUAAAAAUAACUUUUUUCUUUUUUUUUAUGUUACUGGAGAUUGAGCCAGGGCCCUGCUCCUGCUAAGCAUACUCUUUACUACUGACUGCAGAGCUACACCCCAGCCCUGGCACAGGGAGGAGCCCUGCUGCUCAGGGCACCGGCGGCAGGUAUGCUGGUGCUCUGAGGAGGCAAGCUUCUUUGCCUCUGUGGAGGCUGAGGGUAACCCUUCCUCCAGGGCUGAGCUGCCUCUGCAGACACCAGCAAGGGGCUCUCAGGAAGCUGCUGGUGGUCAGAUCUUCCAUUGCAAUCCUUUUGGACAAGGAAAGUCCCAGGGCUGCUGAAGGAGGUGGUAUGGGAGUCUCAGUCUUCACACCCAGAUGCAAACCUCCACUCACACCUGCUAUGAUAGUCUUACUGAUGGGACCCAUGUCCCAGGGUCCCCUCCCCAGUCUGAGACACCAGGAGAUCUGUCCCCUGCAACUCCUCCCUGUUGCCAUAGUGGCAUCAGCCUCUCCAGUUUCUGGUAAUUUCAUCAGGCUGCAUCAUGUUGCUAAGGCCAGAGAUAACAUCUCCCCAUGGGUCACCUUCCCUGCCGGGCCCCUGCGGCAGGACUCAGGGUCAGAGGAGGGACCCAGGGGUGUGGGAAGAACUGGGGAUGUGAGGAUCUGUCAGGCAGAAGCAGGUUGGCUGGACUGCUGGCAUAGUGUCUGGGAACACUACCAUUUGAUCCUGGGAUGCCAGGAAAAGAAGAGGGCAGGAGCUAGAGUGCAGUCUGGCAAGGCUGUUGAAGACUGCAGGUCUCCUGAUACCUCCAACUGAGCCUACUGAUAAACCUCCGGGCCUGUGUGCAGGGAGAGAUCCCCAAGGUCCUAGAGGACAGGUCCACCUUAACAGGACAGCCCUGGACAGGGCACUCAGGAUGCCAACUGCCCAGACCGCAGGCCAGGACCUUGAGCAAGGCACACACAGCAGACAGCCAGUACUGGAUUCCUCAUACCUUGUCUUCACCCAGCACCAUGAUCCAAGGUGCCCUGGAAGCUGGUGGACCCCUCUGGGGCUGGGACGGGGAUGGUGAUGAUGAUGGGGACAGUGCAGUGCUUGCUCUGCUGGCUGUAGCUGUGGUGGCUGCCACAGCACUGGCUUUGCACUGGUUUGGUUCAGGACAGGAUCAGGAGGUGGCAGGACCGAAGUACACAGCCCCAGAGAUCCAGUCUACUCAAGAAGCCAGGCUGGCUCUGCAUCCAGAGUACAAGGUCAGUGGUGGUAGCGAGGGAGACAGACGAAGGCAGGGGAAGUCACAUCCUCCAAGACUCAGCCAGGAGAGCCCUGCUACAUCUACAGCCCAGGACCGGGAGCCCCUUGUUGGCAGAGUUCUGGCUGCCACAGCUGAACUUCCACUCAGGACUCUUGGAGAUGCCACCAGCAGAGGAGCCUUGGGACAGCAGCAUGGUAACACCACCCCAGGAGCCCUGCGAGGUAAAGGAAGGGAGCCCCCCAGGUCAGACACUGUUCUCCUGGGUAGGAGCAAAGCUGCGGGGACACCUGCUCCCCUCCUGAUCCACUUCACCCUUCGGAGUCCUGGUGGCGAAGCAGAAUUGCAGGCGGGGGCAGGUGGUGCCAGUGCUAACGGGCCAGCUUGCCAGGUCCCCAUCCACACGCAGCAACAGGACAGCAGUCGCUGGCACCUGCCUGGCUCUCUGGGGACAGUCCGCCGCAGCCGGCGACCUGGGACCCAAGCUGUCUUAGGAGACAGAACCUGCCGCCCCUCAAAGCCCGACCCCCUCCGCCUGGGCGCCGCGGUGAGUGUGUGGAACGCUGUGGACGCUGUGGACUCGGCUUCCGCCGCCGCGAUGGACGCCCACGCCCGCAGCCCAGGCGCAGGCUCCGGGCUGUCCGCCUCAGCCCAGGGUCCCUCCCCGCAGACGCUGCCCCAGACCCGCGCCACGGAAACGGGUCCCGGGACGAACGGCUCUGAGCGCGGGCGCGAGAAGAGCAGCCCCCCGCCAGCCCCAGUCCACGCUCUGGGCUCCGGGGCCCAGGCCGGCGAGAGCGGCGAGACCCGCGCCCCCGCCCCCAGGGAGGCUCUGGGGGGCCGGGCCCCCGCGGAGGGCUGGUCCUGGGCGCGGAGGGCGGUCGUCGGCACCCGUGGCUUCGGCCUCGCCCUGGACUCGGCGGGCGGGUCGCUGGGGGGGCCGCCGUGGGGCCUCUCGCCGGCGGGGGUGCAGGCCGAGUCCUGCGGCGCACGUCUGGACCGCGCUGCGGGCCCGGCCGACGGCGGCCCCUCGCUCGACUCCGGGGUGGGCGGAGCGGAGAGGCCCGGGGACCGUCGCACCGGAGGAGGGAGGGAGUCUCAGCCCAGCCGGGGCAGGGAGCAGGCGGCCGGCGGCCCGGCUGCGGAGCUGGAGUCCCCGCGGACCCUGCACAGAGGGAGGCCAACUGCAGACGGCCACAGCCGCGCCCCCUCCACCAGUCGUCCAGCCACGAACCCGCCUCGCGGCCGGGGUCCGGGUCGGCCGUCCCCGGAGGCAGCUGGUUCUGCAGCCCCCGGCCCCUCUCCUUCAAACUCUCUGCCCCACGGAGUCAGCCGGGAGCCUUCUGAGGGCGAAAAUGGCAGCGCGGCGCCAGCCUCCUCGACAGCCCCAGUCCAGGUUUCCACUCCAGCUCCAACAGGGAUCCUCGCCCCUUCCCCACUCACAGCCCCCUCGCCUGCCACACUCCCAGCCUCAGCUUUGUCUCCAACCUUAGUCCCGCCCACAGCCUCAGCCUCCGCCUCAGCCCCAGCCUCAACCUUAUCCCCAUCUCCAACUUCGCCCCCAGCCCCAGCUUCAGUGAGUGGGUCAAGGCCUGCGUCUGGGGAGUCUAAAGUGGGUCUCUCCAGGAGCUACCAGGAAGGGCAAAUUUCAACUAGCUGGGGAAACCUUAUUACCAUGGUUCUUAGAAGCCACCCCUUUCCCAGGCAGGAGGAGCCCAGAGGAAGUGCCCCAAGGGCAGUGCCUGUGAGCCCUGCAGGCCCCAGCUCUUCCAUACAUUCUGCAGACAGACCUUCGGCUUCCCACUCGGAAGGGGCAAUCCCCCAUCUCCAGGGUAGGCACACAUCUUCUUUGGGGAUUGUCACACAGUCAGAGGGACUGGCUAAGGUUCUGUGUCAGGCACAGUCAAUGAGCUUUGAGACCAAUGGGGCUCCCACCCAUGACCCACCUUUAGGCCCCAAAGGAGAUGGAACCGAGGAGAAAAGUUUAGACUCACUGCCCUCAGCUGCAGUGCCCGGGGGUCCCUCACAGCCCUGUGUGCACAUGCAGCCUGGACCUGCACCAUCCUCUGCUAUGAAGUGGGAUCCUCAGCAUGUCCCCAGACCACGGAAACACAGCAUGUGUGAAAUAGCCAGGAGCUCUGAGCGCUUGGUUAGCCAGGUGGUCCCAGAGCAGCACCAGGGUGAAGUGCUCAGGGAGGGGGCCAGCCCUGCAGGCAGUAGGGAAGUCCUCACAGAGAAGCAGAAAGAGGCCCAAAAACUCAUGGUUUUUCUGCAGAGGCCUGGGCGUUGGAGGAUGGUUGAGGGGCCCCAGAAGCCCCACUCAUUGCCCUUGGAGCCUGCCGCAGCUGUUCCACGUCCCUUGCGGCUAGACCUGGGCAGCUGCCUGGAGGUGCUGGCCUUUGCCCAGCAGCGUGGGGAGCCUGGCCUAGCCCAGGAGACCUACACCUUGAUGAGCAACAACCUGCUGCACGUGCUGGGCGACCCAAACCUCUACCGGCAGUUGAGUGGGGCCGACCGGGAGCACAUCCUAAGCCUGCGGACGGGCCAGGGCCAGGCGGUGCUGGGAGUCCUCGUGCUGCCCAGACUCUACCAGGUGUGCCACUCAGGGCUCAAGAAGAGUUCUUAUGGCGAGGAGGUGCCUGCAGCUCAGCCUGCACCUCUGCCUCAUCCACCAUAUCUCCAUGUGUUCAACCCUCAAGAGAACAUUUGGCGGCCCCUGACCCAGGUGCCGGAGGAGGCCCCCCUCCGGGGCUGUGGUCUCUGCACCAUGCACAACUACCUGUUCCUGGCAGGUGGCAUCCGUGGCUCUGGUGCCAAGGCUGUCUGCUCCAAAGAGGUCUUCUGCUACAACCCUCUGACCAACAUUUGGAGUCAGGUUCGGCCCAUGCAGCAAGCCAGAGCCCAGCUCAAGCUGGUGGCCCUGGACGGGCUGCUGUAUGCCAUUGGGGGUGAGUGCCUGUACAGCAUGGAGCGCUACGACCCACGCACAGAUGCCUGGACCUUGCGUGCCCCCCUCCCAGCAGGCACCUUCCCUGUGGCCCAUGAGGCUGUGGCCUGCCGUGGGGACAUCUACGUCACAGGAGGUCACCUCUUCUACCGUCUGCUUAGAUACAGUCCUGUGAAGGACUCAUGGGAUGAAUGCCCUUAUAGUGCCAGCCACCGGCGCUCCAGUGACAUGGUGGCACUGGGGGGAUUUCUGUACCGCUUUGACCUGCUGCGGGGUGUGGGCGCUGCAGUGAUGCGCUACAACACGGUGACAGGUUCCUGGAGCCGUGCUGCCUCCCUGCCACUGCCUGACGCCGUCCCACUCCGCUGCACUGUGCUGGGCAACACCAUUUACUGCCUCAACCACCAGGUCACUGCCACCUUUGUAGUCUCCGAGGGGACUGCCCAGUUUCAGGCCAAGGAACUGCAGCCCUUUCCCCUGGGGAAUAAGGGGAUCCUCUGUCCAUUCAUCCUGACUCUGCCCCCUGAAGCCCAGCUGCAGACCUCACUCUGAAUGCCAGUAAAGAACUACACUCCAGGGAUACCCUUCAUCUGGGGUUCCAUGUGGGGCAUGGAGAGGGGCUGGGGUGAGAACUUCUGCUCCUGUUUCUGGGACACCUUUCCCUCUAUGUUUAUCUCCUGCUGUAAAGAUUGUCACUUAUUUCUGGAGUGAGAUCCCUUCCACCUCCCUCCUCUUGACUCAGGCCCCACACCCUGCUGGUUCCUGCCCCUGGUCCUUACCUGCUUUGGAUGCCUCAGCUUGCUCCCAGUCUCCCGUCUGCCUGGGGGACUCCUGGGCCCAGAGCCAAGGAAGGAGAUGGAUGGAAGCUUGUUUGUGCUCCCUGUGUUUGUCAAGGUAGAAGUGGAAGCAAAGAGGUCCCUGGGAGAUGCCCUUGCCUCUGGGACUUUGCCAUUCUGAGGCUUCUGAGGAGCCUUUUGACUCUUUCCUCCUGAGUCUGAUUGGGUGUGGAAACCUUGCCUGUGCAGCUGGGUCUGAGGCCCUGCACAGGGCCCUGCCUAGACCUGACAGGACUGCUUGGUUCCCUCUACAACCUGCAGGUCUCUCUGCCCGCAAGACUCUCAUCCCCCUUACCCAGAUCUCCCUCUAAAUAAGCCCCCUUUUAGCUGUGUGGACUCAAAACAAGAUGCCCCCCCCCAUUAACCUUGUCUAUAAAAGAGGCCUACUGGACACCUGUCUCUCAGGAGAGCUGUGAGAAUGUGAUCAACAAUGGGCCACCUAGCAGAGUGAAUGACAUGUUUUCUCUCCCUACCCACUUUGAAACCCACGUUAGCAGGUAAAUAAAUUUGAUCGAGUGCUGCUGCCUGUUCCAGCACCU